GGCCCGGAGGAGCCGACGAGCAGAGCUUCCACCGAGGGGUUGGGAGGCAAAUGUAGCCCUCUUGGGGAGAGAGGCCGGCGCCGCGUCCCCCUUGGGAAAGACCCUCCCGGAGUUUGGGCGGCAGCACCUGAGAAAGCCGAGCUGCUCCUGCUGCUGCUGCACGGUCUCAGGAGGACUCGCCAGCUUCUCCGGCGCCAGGAAGGACUCGCAGGAUGGACAGAUACAAAGCUCUAGAGCAACUACUUUCAGAACUUGAAGGUUUUCUGAAGAUACUGGACAAGGAAAAUCUCAGCAGCACUGCCAUAGUGAAGAAGAGCUUUCUCUCUGAUCUCCUUAGGCUCUGCACAAAAUCAAGUGGUGGCGAUGAGGAAUACAUUUACAUGAACAAAGUCACCAUCAAUAAACAACAGUGUGAACCAGAGAAAUCAGAGAAAGUGCUGGGUCAGAGAGACUCCUUGACCAAUGGAGAAGUGGAACAGCAUUUGUCUCCUCCUCAGAAGAGCUUGCCCGACCUCCCACCACCAAAAAUAAUUCCAGAAACAAAGCAGCAAUCAGGCACCAAAGCUGAGUCUCCAGAGGGGUACUAUGAAGAAGCGGAGCCCUAUGGUAUCUCUACAAAUGAUGAUGGAGAAGUGGUCAGCAGCUCUUACGAAUCCUAUGAUGAGGAAGAGAGCAGUAAGGGCAAGUCAGCUCCACACCAGUGGCCUUCCACCGAAGCUUCCAUUGAGCUAAUGAAAGAUGCCCGGAUCUGUGCUUUCCUGUGGCGAAAGAAAUGGCUGGGGCAGUGGGCCAAGCAGCUAUGCGUCAUCAAGGACAGCAGGUUGUUGUGCUACAAGACGUCCAAGGACCACAGCCCCCAGCUGGAUGUUAGUUUGGUGGCCUGCAGUGUCAUCCACAAGGAGAAGAAUGUGAGGAAGCAAGAGCACAAGCUGAAGAUCAUCCCAAUGAAUGCAGAUGUCAUUGUGCUGGGCUUGCAGAGUAAGGACCAAGCAGAACAGUGGCUCAGGGUAAUCCAAGAGACAAGCGGUCUGUACCCUGAUGGGCUAUGUGAUGGGAACCAGUAUAUCCCAGAUUCCCAGCGGCUUAGUUACCCCAAAGUGGAGUCAUCUGAGAGAUAUUCCGUAACAUCAGAAAGUGGAGGCAGCACUGAGGCUCAUCCAGAACUGCAAGAAACGAAAGACGUUAAGAAGAAAGGCACAUCUGGAUUAAAGCUGAGUAACUUGAUGAACCUUGGGAGAAAGAAAUCGUCAUCACUGGAAGGUCCAGAAAGGUCUCUGGAUACUUGUACAUACCUGAAUGUACUUGUGAACAGCCAGUGGCGAUCUCGGUGGUGUCACAUUAAAGAUGGGCAGCUGCAUUUCUACCAGGACAAGAACAGAAGCAAAACUGCUCAACAGCCUCUGAACCUGAUAGGCUGCGACAUUGUCCCAGAGCCAAGCCUGGACCAUCUCUACUCUUUCCGUAUCCUGCAUAAUGGGGAAGAACUGGCCACGUUAGAGGCCAAGUCUUGUGAAGAAAUGGGCCACUGGCUAGGCCUCCUUUUAUCAGAAUCUGGCUCGAAAACAGAUCCUGAAGAACUGACCUACGACUAUGUUGACGCUGACAGAGUAUCCUGCAUUGUCAGUGCUGCAAAGAAUUCUUUCCUUUUAAUGCAGAGGAAGUAUUCCGAGCCCAACACCUAUAUUGAUAACCUGCCAAAGGGAAAAGAGGAUCAAGAGGAGCUCUAUGACGAUGUGGACAUUCCAGAGGCACCCGUGGAGGAAAUACCCUCAAACGAAGGCAAAGGGGAAGGGGAACAAGACAGAGUCUACCUAGACCUCACUCCUGUCAAAUCCUUCCUCCAUUGUGCUGGCAAGAAGCAUGCUCAGAUGUCCCCUUCAGCUUCCCCUUCUUUACAAAGAGCUGCUGUUAAUAACUCAACAGACUCCACCAAAGACUCAUCCACGAUGCAUAAAGAAACAGAUGUGAGCAGAAGGUCAAUGGAAAUCCCAGACCAGAGACAUCAAGACAUAGAUGAGCUGCUGCCCCUACGGACAUCCACGGUGAAAAUCCAAACACAGCAGCAGCAAAUUGCAUUUCCUCAGAGUGGCCCUGAGAUCAGGGACACCACAACAAUUGUGACUGUCCCCAAAGAGAAAAUGGACCGGUCCAAGGUCAUUAAUACAGCACCUGUAGAAACCAAACUAGGCAAGAACAGGACAGAGGCCGAGGUGAAGCGGUACUCAGAAGAGAAAGAACGCCUGGAGAAGGAGAAAGAGGAAAUCCGCUCUCAGCUGGCACAGCUUCGGAAAGAGAAAAGGGAGCUGAAAGAGAUGCUGAUAAGCUGCACAGAUAAGAGCCUUUUGUCUACAAAGGAGCAAAAACUGAAGGAAAUAGAGGAGGAGUGCAAAAAGAAGGAAGAUCAGCGUGUGGACUUAGAGCUGAGCCUUGUUGAAGUGAAGGAGAACCUCAGGAAAGCAGAAUCUGGUCCUGUUACGCUCGGCACAGCCGUGGAUACGACACAUCUGGAAAAUGCAAGCCCCAAAGUGAAAGUUGCCAACCCUGUGAAUGGCACAGAAAACUCACCAGUGAAUUCAGCAAUGGCAUUGAAAAACCGGCCGUUAUCGGUUAUGGUCACAGGGAAAGGAACAGUUCUACAGAAAGCAAAGGAAUGGGAGAGAAAAGGUGCUAGUUAGGAAACCACAGCAUCCAGGAUGGACUUAAGACUAUAAAUGGCCCUGCAUAGACCAAAGGACUCUUAUCGCCAGUAGGCAAAAAGGUCCAGAUGAGAUAAAGCACAGCUGGCAGCUUACCGUGUCAUCUGUCAAGAAGAAACGAUGGGCCUGGGACCUAUAUCCACACGGUCUUCUUCAGAAUAAGGAUUCUUCUCCUUUUAGCAGAGUUGUGCUGUAUAGCUAAGAGAGUUAACACAAAUGAAAACAUUGCUUCUAACCCCAUUGAUGUCGUAAAAAUGUUGCUGUACAUAAGGAUGCUUUUGUGUAUUCCUGUGUUGGUGUUUUAUCAUUGUACAAUCCAAGAUAUGUCAUUAAUAACAGAACAUGGAGUUAUCACUUCAAAGAGGAUCUGUUGUACAUUCUUUUUGUUUUGUUACAGCAGGGCCGUAGCAUAGGCAAGGAUGGAAAACACAACUGAGAAGCUAACUACCAGUUCAUAUAUCUGUGUUCUCCUUUGGCUGAGCUUUGCUAAGCAAUGAAGAAAAUCUGAGAGACACUCAUGGGAAACACAAUAGCACAGCUAAGAAUUAGAAGCUGUGUACAGGAUUUCUCAUUUUAAAAAAUCUGGAAUCCAAAGCAUACAGCGAUGUAAGUUUCAAAGUGUAGUGCUGGUACACAGAAGGAAACCUCUCUCCUGGGCCCUUGGAGCUUGUAGCAGUGCAUCCUGAUCUGGUGAGCUCCAAGGGACUCCAUAUGCACACAAAGAACUCCUGCACCUCAGGGGCAGGACUGGUGCUGCGGAAGCGUCCCACUGUGCAAGGAUCUUCCCUUAACAUUGAAGUGUACUGUAUGAAUGGAAGCAUAGCUGGAUGACGGGGAAACAAAAGUUAAUUGAAAAUGAAAUGACAAAGGGGUGGGUUUUCAUUCCCAUCUUUUAGAAUACGUUUAAGGCACUGCUGAAUAAUUCUAACGCACUUUAGUAGCUCAGGAAUGCUCCAUAUACAUGUAAUAGUAGAUUAUAAACUCACAGAUGCCCCAUCGCUUCUGGAUUGUGUACAUUAGUCAAUAGAGAGAGUAGGCUGUAUAAGUGGCAAGUGGAUGGAAAAGCAAUUUUAAAAAUUACUGUUGAAUUUGGAGCAUAACCCCAUCCGAAUGAUUGUGGAAAAUGUGUUCCUUCUCUUUGGAAGAUAAAGAAGACAUCUUGGUGUCGGUAGGGUUACGAGCUUCAAGUUGGGGCCAGGAGUUCUCUUUGAAUUACAACUGAUCUCCAGACUACUGAGAUCAGUUUCCUUGGUAGGAGUGGCAGCUUCGGAGGAGGGACCGUAUGGCAUCACAUCCUGUCUGAGCUCUCUUCCCAGGCAGCAGCACCAGACCUCCAGGAAUUUCCCAAGCCAUCGUUGGCCAUCUUAGACACUGGAGGUCCAUCCUAUUGGACUAUGAAGGUAGAGCUAAGGUUUUGUGCAGUGUUUGUCUACUCCACAAGGAGAAGCUGCAACAAACUAGAGAGAGUUUGAGUGUCACUGUUUUUAUAUAUCCCUUUGCAACACUGUUGAUUGCUGUUAACCCAGACACGUGGUGUUCUCAGAUGUGUGGAGUAAAUGCCAGAAUCACCAAUUGUAUGACCCACAGAGAAUGACCCACAGAUUUAGACAAUGGAUGUCAUGUUGUUUGUUCCAUUCUGUACCAUAGCCCCUGAAAAGACUUCCCAGGCAAAUGCAAAAGAAACUCUGCCUCUCGGAAGAAAGACUGGGUGGCCUCCUUGGUCCAGUGAGUAGGACACCACCUCCCCCAAUUGUGUCUUUGAUAGAAGAAAAGAAAAAGAAGGAAAAAAAACAGAAAUAGCUCCACAAUUGCACAGCCUCAAAGAAACCCAGCGCUAUUCCUAGUGAGGAUGCGAUCCAGGAUAGGCUCCUCCAACCCCUCUACCACAGUAGGCAAGACUGCAAGAAGUUUAGAAGAGCCUGUAUGGUCUGAGGAGCAAAACCACUCAGAGCAGGAUUUCCUCCUCUGAAGGAGAACUGGAAAUUCCCUCCUUUCAAUGCACCCUUCUGCACCUGUGUUCCUAUGAACAGAAGUGUACAUAGAGCAAAGUAGGACAAAUCUUUCUUCAGGGAAAUUCAAAGAGGGUAACAUCAGCCUAUGGAACAGGGUUAGGUGUAGGCUCAACAUCAAAAAUUUCAGGCUUUAAAUGUUUGUGUAGUUCCAUCAAAAUACUCACUGCUUUAAAAACAGCAGCUGAGAAUUUAGCAAGUUUGCCACCCACAGACUCUUUCCACACUAUCAUUCUACUGAAAGAUAAGUGUGCCUUUGUGUUCAUCAGUUGUUCCAGAAGAUUCAGACCUCUCACAAUUAGCAUUUCAGUUGUGGGGAAAUUAAAUUUUCUCACUGUUUUGUCACUGGGGCCAUGCAAUUGCUCCAGAUAAUGCCUGUUGUAGUUUAUAGAGAUUUGUGUACUGAAACUGGAUGAGCAUCACAAGUACCUACUUAGUGCCCAUGACAACAGUAGUUAUCAUACCUGUGCCAUUUUAGAACAUAUGCCUAAUGGUAUACCUAGGGGACUCAUGGUUUAUCUCCUAGAUAUUUUAAAAUAGUUUUAGACAAUGAAUGCCUCUGCUCCACUAAUGGUGCACUGUAGCCUCUAAAUGUAGAGGGGGAAAAUCCUGACUAACUUGCAAAGUUAUUGGGUUGGAACCAAUGGUCCCUCUAAGCUGUGGAGUCCCAUGAGCAAAAAUUGUA
Gekko japonicus is the source of this 5390-nucleotide messenger RNA. RefSeq names its product actin filament associated protein 1 like 2 (gene AFAP1L2). The transcript has 19 exons. Gene Ontology annotation, biological process: positive regulation of epidermal growth factor receptor signaling pathway; regulation of interleukin-6 production; regulation of mitotic cell cycle. Bases 213 to 2675 code for a protein of 820 amino acids. Gene Ontology annotation, cellular component: cytosol. Gene Ontology annotation, molecular function: SH2 domain binding; SH3 domain binding. The record is from RefSeq and is a predicted model, not a curated record. Lineage: Eukaryota; Metazoa; Chordata; Lepidosauria; Squamata; Gekkonidae.